AUGGAAGAAACAAACCAGACUGUGGUGUCUGGAUUUAUUCUGCAGGGACUUUGUACUUCACAGGAACUAGAGGUCUUCCUCCUACUACCAUUUUCCAUCCUUUACCUGAUGAAUGUGGUAGGCAACAUCUUUGUUGUGAUAUUAAUCAUCAUUGAUCAUCGUCUCCACUCACCCAUGUACUUUUUGUUAGCUAAUCUCUCAUUCAUUGACCUCUGCCUUUCCUCGGUAACUACCCCCAAACUGAUCACAGACCUCCUAAAAGAUACUAAAACCAUUUCCUUUGGGGGCUGCAUGAGCCAGAUCCUCUGUGUGCACUUCUUUGGAGGAGGUGAGAUGGUGCUUCUGGUAACAAUGGCCUAUGACCGGUAUGUGGCCAUCUGCAGGCCACUCCACUGCAGCAGCAUCAUGGACAGGCAGAAGUGCAUCUGGCUCGUUUUGAUAUCGUGGAUCAUUGGAUUUAUACAUGCCGUGAGUCAACUGAUUCUGAUUUUGGAGCUGCCCUUCUGUGGACCUAGAGUGAUAGACAGCUUUUUCUGUGAUAUCCCUUUGGUGCUGAAAUUAGCCUGCACGAACAUUGAUACUCUGGGAAUCGUGAUAAAUGCUGACAGUGGUGUUUUAGCAACAACUUGCUUUAUUCUCUUGCUGAUAUCUUACACUUACAUUCUAUUAACUGUUCAACUUCACUCUAAAGAUGGCUCAUCAAAGGCACUAUCUACAUGUACAUCCCAUAUUAUAGUAGUUUUACUAUUCUUUGGGCCAGUCAUUUUUAUCUAUUUGUGGCCAGUCAGCAUUAUGUGGGUAGACAAAUUUCUUGCAGUAUUUUACUCAGUAAUCACACCUCUUCUAAAUCCUGCCAUCUAUACACUGAGAAAUAAGGACAUAAAGAAUGCCAUAAGGAAGGUGAUGAAUCACAUUUAA
This is a messenger RNA of Psammomys obesus (fat sand rat), 918 nucleotides long. RefSeq names its product olfactory receptor 4K3-like. Gene Ontology annotation, molecular function: olfactory receptor activity; G protein-coupled receptor activity. Bases 1 to 918 code for a protein of 305 amino acids. The record is from RefSeq and is a predicted model, not a curated record. NCBI's taxonomy places the organism in Eukaryota, Metazoa, Chordata, Mammalia, Rodentia, Muridae. Gene Ontology annotation, biological process: G protein-coupled receptor signaling pathway. Gene Ontology annotation, cellular component: membrane. The transcript has a single exon.